AUGUCAGACAGUUCUUGUGAGAAUACAGGGAGUGAUUCCGAAAAUUCUGUCGAAUUAGAUAUUAAUUUAGAAGCUUUGCAAGAAUCUGCGAACAAUGUGUUUCACACACAAUGUAAUUCUAUACAAAAGCUCAGCGAAGGUGGCUUUCACAAAGUAUACAUCUUAAAGAUGGAGGAUGGCACAGAAUAUAUUGGAAGAGUAGCAUUCCCUGAAUAUCCUCAUUGGAAAACUGAGAGUGAGGUUGCAGUUAUGGAAUAUGUUCGCUUAAAUACGAACAUCCCUGUUCCCAAAGUCUAUCAUUGGAAUAGCUCUAUCAAUAAUCCAGUAGGCGCAGAAUAUAUCUUAAUGGAGCGUUUGCCUGGUGGUCGUCUAUGUGAUAUAUGGAGCGACCUCAGCAUAGAAAAGAAAAAGUUGGUUCUUUUAAAGGUCAUUGAAAUCCAAUUGGCUCUUAAAAAGCUUAUGUUCCCAAUGAUUGGCAGUGUUUUUUUUGAUGACAAUUCAAAUGAUCAAUUUAAAAUUGACCAGAUAAUCGAAAUUGCUUUCUUUGCUAAUGAGCGGGCAACUCUAACGACCAUGGAACGAGGUCCUUUCAACACGAUAAAGGAAUAUAUUUUAGCUGUUAUUCAAAACCAGAUCCUUUACUACCGUACCUUUAAAUCUUUAGAACAACAAAAUCGUUGGAUUCCAAAAUACGAGGAAUUAUGCAAGUUAGUGCCGAAAUAUUUUUCGGACGAAAGGGAUACAUUUGUGUUAACUCAUGGAGACUUUCACUCAUCAAACAUUUUAGUAAAUGAUAUCGAAAUCACAGGCGUUAUCGAUUGGGAGUGUUCUGGUGCGUUUCCGAUGGAGUGUUUAUGUACUUACCCAGUAUGGAUUACGGACAAUCCUAUGGUAGAAAUAACGAAAGAGGAGUCCGCGGAAAAUCUAACACUGCAAGAAUUUUUUCGGAAUGAAAUGUUGCGCCGUGACCCAGAUUUUAUCCGUAUACUUGAUAGUAUGAAUGAAGAAAAAAAAGAAUUUUAUUCUGCAGUGUUUAGUCAAGAUGAAGUAUGGAAAGUCGAAGAUUUUCUUGAAAGUUUAAAAAAAUAA
This is a messenger RNA of Ambispora leptoticha, 1089 nucleotides long. NCBI's taxonomy places the organism in Eukaryota, Fungi, Glomeromycota, Glomeromycetes, Archaeosporales, Ambisporaceae. The record is from the annotation of a GenBank genome assembly.